CGACAUCAGACGUUUCCGGUAUGUCAACGUCAAAAGCUUAGAGUGCAGAGCCUCCGUCUGCGUCAGAACAAAAGGCCGACUGAUCCAUCUGCUGACUCAGCGGUGACUGGGGAGCAACCCACUUGCUUGGCAGCUUGACUGACUUGUAUCCCUCGGUCGGCCCAGCAGUGGCAGAGAAAGAUGCAAUGGCUGGUCACUUACGCGACGUGAUCUUUCUUGGCCUGGGCUUCUUUGGCCUUUUUGCUGCCUUCAACACGUCACAGGUCCACACACACACACGCACAGACACACACACUCUGCAGUGAUCACACUCAUUCUCGGGGAAUCACACAGUCCUCUCCCUGUCCGUCCAUGAAAUGUGUGUGUGCUUCAGGCUCUCUUGACCGUGUUCGACGGCGGCACUGGAUUACUCGGCUUUGCCCUCCUCUACAGUGUGUUUGCGCUGACAUCGUUUGUCGCCCCGCCGGUCAUCGCCAAGUGGUUUCCUCCACGCCACACCCAUCGAUGGGCACUCGUCACCGGCAGCCUCCCCUACGUCAUAUUUGUGGGCAGCGCCGCCAUCACAGCCCUGCCGCCCGCCCUCACGGUCAUCUUUACGACGCUCGUCGGCUUUGGCGCGCCCCUCAUCUGGACGGUGCAGGGGGACUGCCUGGGGCGCUAUGCCGUGUGGGACGCCACCAAUAUGGCAACAGCAGCAGAUGGCGGCGGAGGUGGGGUCUCUCGGAGCACUGAAGAUGGGGCCGAGGAAGAGAACGAGGUCGCCUUUUCCAUGAGCCAGGCGGACCUGUCGGAGGUGCCAACGAGGAAAGCUGAGGUGCAGCCGACCCCACCCGCAGUCCCAGCGGCUAGUGAUGCCCUCAAUGGGAUGAAUGGGUCUUCCCUGUCAGUCUCGACUUCGCCCCGUCCGUCGUCGCCCAUCCGUGCCAUCAGGGCCCUCUCCCCCUCAUCCUUGCACCGGCUGCUUGUAAACUGGUUCCGGCAGCACAGGGAGCCGCCCGGCGGCCUGCAAGCCCCGUUGCUGCCAAGUCCGACAUCGAGUGAGAAAUCUCAUGUUGGCGUUCAAUGCGUCCGGGAGGUGACACCCGCACAGCUGACGUCGGAGUACAACGGAAUCUUCUUCGGCUGCUUUCAGCUUAGUGGUACACACAAUCAGGGUCUUCAUGCAAUCAGACACACGAGACAGGCCUCCUUGUGUUGUGUGUGUGUGUGCGCAGGUGGUGUCGGGCUUCUGUUGAGCUCGGUGAUUCUGUAUGCGACCAAGAACCACCCACUGGAUGCAGCGCGUGCGGCUCUAUUCACUACACUGGCUGCAUGUGCUGCCGUGGGGAUGGUGCUGCUCACAUUGCCCAGGAGCGUCCCUGUGCAGGUGGCCGGAGGCAAGGGGAUACACGACGCCGAGAAAACAGUGCCCUCGGCGCUAGAGACUCUCUGGUACGCAUCCAUCCAUCCAUUCAUUUACCCACAUACAUGCAUGUGACCGGCUGGCGAAUGUCUCGGGUGUGUGUGUGUUCGUCUCGAUCGUAUCGAUCAGGCUGGCGUGUUCUGAUCCUCAUGUAUAUUACCUGAUUCCGCUGCUGCUGGCGAACGGCGGAAUCCUUGCCUUCGUCAACGGCGACUUCAGUGCUGCCGUGGUGACGCCGCUGCUCAGCCCGGCAGCGACAGCGCUUAUCAUUGGGGUGUUCUUUGGGGUCAACGCACUCAUGUCGCUGCUGUGGGUAAGGAGCCCUUCUCGACCCGCACACGCACAGGAGGCCGAUAUGAUAUAAUGGCCUUUGUGGCUAUCUUUCCCUCUCUGUGUGCAGGGUCUGAUUAUUCACGGCAGGUAUAUGCGGCGGUGGAGUGUGUUCGUGACGGCGGCCGUGUGUCAAGGGCUGGUGCUGAUCUACCUCCUCAUCCAGCGGGCUGUCGAGCCGCCCAACUUCACCAUGGACACAAAGGCGGACCGAUGGAUGGAAGUGAGGACCCCUCGCGUCUGGGACUGGGUGGUGAUGCUCGUGAGCGCCGUCCUGCUGGGAGCAGGUGAUAGCGUGUUCGAGAGUCAGCUGUCAGCUGUAUUCCAGACCUUCUUCCACGUCCACGACGCCAGCCCCACCCCCCCAUCAUCCCCGACCAUCGCACCCGCGGCCGGACCCACCUCGUCAGCAGCAUCGCCUUCGCACCCUGAUCCAGGAAUAAUGGACCCGUCUGAGCGCCUUCUUGCGGCAAUGGCACAGAUCGGGCUUUGGCGAUCGGUUGGCCAGGCCGUGCAGUUCUUCCUCUCUGCGGCCAUGGCGCGGUGGCUGGGUGCGAAGCGAGUGCCUUGGCUGGCUGGGUUGCUGCUUGUGGAGCUGGUGGUGGCGAUGGUGUGUCUGUGGCUGCUGCACACGAGGGUGGGUGCCUCUAUUGAUGUGGAGGCGGGGGGCAGGGGAGACAGGAAACGACGGAGAUAGAUAGGGUGCGUGAUUGCCAUGCCAAAUGAAGUGACGG
This is a messenger RNA of Vitrella brassicaformis, 2466 nucleotides long. The record is from the annotation of a GenBank genome assembly. Lineage: Eukaryota; Vitrellaceae.